AUGAGGUUAUUGCUGAAGGUGUUCAAUGAUAAUGCUCAUUUGUGGAGGCCAACUACUGAUAGUAGUUUAAUUGGUGAUGCAAUUAACGAGAAAAUCGCAUGGCCAGUCCUAAAGAUUGACGUCACGGCUGCAACCACUACAGAUGCAACACUACCUAAAGCCCAGAGUCCAUGCAGCAAUAGUUCCACCAAAAGUCCAAAGCAGAAGUGUUUUCUUUUAGAUUGCAGCAACUCUGGCCGUAAGGUAGCUGAAGGAAGAGUAGUUUCAACAGAUCCGAACGACUUGUGCCAUCAUGUACCUCUAGGUCCAAAUGCAAGCAAGGUCUGGGUUGAAGUGGCUAAGAUUGGUAAUGCAAAGGUUUGGAGGCCAAAUUCAGAGAUUGAAUAA
This is a messenger RNA of Microthlaspi erraticum, 387 nucleotides long. The record is from the annotation of a GenBank genome assembly. NCBI's taxonomy places the organism in Eukaryota, Viridiplantae, Streptophyta, Magnoliopsida, Brassicales, Brassicaceae.